This is a messenger RNA of Rhinocladiella mackenziei CBS 650.93, 552 nucleotides long. RefSeq lists its product as uncharacterized. The record is from RefSeq and is a predicted model, not a curated record. The transcript is spliced from 2 exons. Gene Ontology annotation, molecular function: phosphatidylinositol-3-phosphate binding; phosphatidylinositol-3,5-bisphosphate binding. Gene Ontology annotation, cellular component: cytosol; extrinsic component of membrane; phagophore assembly site membrane. Gene Ontology annotation, biological process: protein lipidation; nucleophagy; autophagy of mitochondrion. The coding region runs from base 1 to 552 and encodes 183 amino acids. NCBI's taxonomy places the organism in Eukaryota, Fungi, Ascomycota, Eurotiomycetes, Chaetothyriales, Herpotrichiellaceae.
AUGGCCUUCAACAUCACAUCUACCCUGCUCUGUGUAUCCUCGGCCACGGAGACCGUCCACAUCUUCAAACUUGGACCGCAAACCAGCCGAAUCCCGGAAGACGGUGAUGAACUGAGUCAAGGAAGUGACACUCUGCACGACAAAGCCGCCGUGGACGAGGAAGACGGAGCAGAAUCACCCACUACUCUCGCCAAUCGCAAACCCAAUGGGACGUUCAUGGGCUUGCUUCGACGAACUUCUCAGCAUGUGGGAAUCAACCUCGCCUCAACGGUCGGCGGGUAUCUCCCAAAAGGGGUAGCCGAGAUGUGGGAACCAGCACGAGAUUUUGCUUGGAUCCGACUCCCCCGGUCAAGUUCUGGGACAGCACCCAGCCAGUUGCGAAGCGUGGUAGCCAUGAGUAAGAAUUCGCCACAAGUGAUGGUUGUCACCAACGAAGGCAAUUUCUACGUUUUCAGUAUUGAUUUGGCCAAAGGGGGGGAGGGAUCCUUGACGAAGCAAUACUCGGUCCUUGAUAUCAACGACAAGAUGAGUGCCUUCGGGAUGGAUUAUUAA